CGAAUUGUCGUAUUGCUCAGGAUGUGAGGGCUCUCGCAUUCUUCUCAUUCUUUCUUCUUGAUAUGCAAAAUCACGGCGUCCACACUGCGAUACUUCUAUCUAUGCGUAGGUAGGUCUCAAGUCAUGGUCCGGAAGUAAAUGAUUCGGCUCUCUUUCCACCUCACAAAGCACAGGCAUGAGCGUACGGUUCUUCGCCACGGCUGUGCGAUGUACUAUGUACACCCAGCACUCUUCCGCGCAUUCCGUUAGUCGAUGAGUGACGUAUGUCUACGGCCCCAUCAUGGCCCCCCAGACUUCGACAAAAGGGCAUUCCACGAUGGGAAAUCGGGAGUUGGAAGGUGUAGAUGUUUUUGUCUCAACAACCAAGCAGACACCAGCGUGUCUAGAUUGAGACACUGCGCCUUCUAUCUAGAUGUCGCACACACGCCGCAACAAAGAAUUGUCGGAACUCCGCCGUCAGGGUUUCGAAAGGCAUGGCUUCUCGAUGGAUCCAAACGGUGUGUUGGGAUCACUCCGCGCCCUUCAUCCGACACAUGCGAGUUUCGAUGAGACGAAACCUUCGACGACACAGUACGUACGGUAUCAGUGGCGGUCGCGGGAUAACAGGAAAGGCCGACAUACUCUGAUUGUUCCUUACGACCACCCACAACGCCCCUCAAGGCUGCAUACAACACUGGCUGGGGUCAAGCGUAUGCUCACCCAAUUCCCGUACUGGGACGUCUCAUAUUGGGUCGCGGUGAACUUUGUCAUCGGGUCUGCGAUCUUCGUCGCGAGCGGUCUCUUUUACUGGCUGCCCAUCGCCUUCCCAUCGACGAAAUUCCAGCUCGAGUCCAGUGUCGGCGGCGGCGUGACAUCCUUCGUCGGAGCCACUUUCUUCCAAAUCGGCGCCGUCCUGCUUUGCUUCGAGGCCGUCAACGAAAACCAGACGGGCUGUUUCGGCUGGGCGGUUGAGGACUUGUUCUACAGGGCCGACCCUGCACACUGCGAGCACCCGCACCAGUCUCAGUCACAGUCAACCUCAGCACGACAGGGCCAGGGUCAGGACCAGGACCAGGGCGGAGAAGGAGGAGGAGCAGAGAAGCCGAAAAGUACGACGAAGAGAAGAAGAAGAAGCCCCGCGCAAACAAGUCGAAAAUGGCGUUGGUGGCCGUCUUGGAAAGAGGUCCGAACUUAUUACAUCUAUGAAAUCGGCUUUCUGGCCAAUUUUUCUCUAGCCAUUGGGGCCACUAUUUUCUAUGUCUGCGGUAUUCUAUCACUCCCUGGUCUGUAUGGGAUGCUCUCGCAGGGUGUGAUCUGGGGAGUGUAUUACCUCACCUAUCUUGUCGGCGGUUUGCUCUUUGUCUUUUCUUCCGCCCUGUACAUGCUUGAGACCCAGGAACAUUGGUACAAGCCGGCGCCGAGGGUGUUGGGCUGGCACAUUGGGCUCUGGAACAUGAUUGGGAGUGUAGGGUGGACGUAUGCGGCAAGCUUGGGAUACUGCGAGCAGCAUUGGUGUGAGUAUCAGAGCGAGUUGACGCUUAUCUGGGCCAGUGCUGCUUUCCUGGUUGGAAGCGUCUUGUUAUGGUUUGAGGCGUUAGAUAAGUGGACGAUUGAGCGAGGGCCGAAGAACCCGAAAGGUGGCCGACGAGCGUCUGCUUAAGAGUACUAGGUCGGGCAUCUAGAUACCUUACCAAAGUC
Molecule: messenger RNA, 1677 nt
Organism: Exophiala xenobiotica
Lineage: Eukaryota; Fungi; Ascomycota; Eurotiomycetes; Chaetothyriales; Herpotrichiellaceae
Exons: 2
Coding region: 413-1639 (408 amino acids)
Source: RefSeq, a predicted model, not a curated record